AUGGUCAAGCAGCUUCAUGACUCCCGUUUAUCUGGUCGUGUUGGAAUGCUUGAUUCGCUGAGCCACACAAGGGAUUCUGUAUGUCUCGGACCCUCCUGUUCGGAUCAGAUACUUUGCCGUCAUGCCAACGGCUCGGCACGGAUUUGCUUCAAUUGCGCCGGGCGAUCCAUCAACCACUUUGCAACUUGUUUGGUGGCUCGCAAGCCCCAUCGAGUACCCUCAAUGGCUCGUUCUCGGUCUCGAUCUCGAUCUCGAGACUUCCCAUUGCCCCGGGAUAUGCUCCCGGACAUCUCGAUCCCUUACCACGACUAUGUCGCGUGCAAGGACUUGAGCUCCCGCUUGCUGGCGCACACGGUUCGCGCGUUCGAACACUUCGCCUACGAUCGAUUGGGAGAGGUGGACACCAGGUUCUGGAAGACGCAGGCCCUUCGUGACGAAUUGACUGUCUACAGGGAACGUCAGGCCGGUCGAGUAAGCGAGUCACUCGGCGACUCACUGCAUCGCUGUGCCGCGUCGUCGUCGCUAUUCUCCACGACACCAGCAGCAAUUACGCCGGCCACUAUGAUGCUCACUGGAGUUCGCCAUGGGUACGUGGAAAACGCUGUCAGUACGUUGGUCACAAAGUCGCAAGAGGAACUGGCGCUUGUGAUCCGGUAUCUGCACGGGUCGUCUUCAGACUGCGGCAUCCUGCACGUCAUGGAGCCGCCUACAGACGACGACCCGUUCCACUUCUUUGGAUUCAAGUACUACGUUAGUCAAGCCGUUGGAGACCCACGCAUUUGCAAGCGACGGCAUUGCGUCUAUCUCGAAGACAGCGGCUUCACACGCACCCGGACGGGCGAGAAACUCGGGUAUCAUAUCAUGCAUUCGGUGAACUUAUCACAGUUCCCAGACCUUCGCAGUCGUAACUCGAUCCCGGCGUUAAUGUCGACGCGGUUUUUGUACCGGCAACGCGAACAGGGCAUAGUGGAAGUAUUUAUGUUGGGCAAUAUCGACAUCAAAGGCCUCGUAGUCAAGCCGAUCUCGCUUCACUAUGCGGUGGAAACCGUGCUCAACAUGACGAGGUUGCUAGACUGUUCGGAGACAAAGCGUCUGACGCAGAUGGCACGGGAGUUCCUGUGGCGUAGGAAACAGGAACGCCGUUGGGGUGACAGCCCCACACACGCUGAUAACGACCCAAACACGUGCAGUAGGUGCCAGCGCGUGGGAAAAGAUGGCGGCGUAGGAACUCUGAACGUGGUGGAGUGUCUGGUAUGCGGACGCGCUGCUUGUUCGAGGUGCCGUGCGUCGAAACAGGUUUUCGUGAGCAGCCAGGACGGACUAAUGGGCCGGUUGAUCAUGGUGCCUGUGUGCACUGGCUGCAUCUUAGAGGCCAACACGAGCUUCUUCGACGUUCUACGAUCUCAGCGACGAGGACGCGCAAGAAGCACUCGCUGUGGACGACAAACACUCGACUACAGAAGCCCCAAAACCAGGCGCCGAGGCGGAAGCAGUCGGGGAAUGAAUGUAGCAAUGCGCAGUCCGUCUGUCGACCGCAGACAGCGCUCAGCUGCGCACUGGAAAGACGACAAGAUGCCGUCGACGCCGGAGACUCAGCAGUCGAGUCCUGGGCCUUACUCGGCCAGACAGAGUUGGGUCACUACUCCUCGCGGCACAGAAAUGAUCCGAUUGACGCCCAGAGAGGCCACGAUCACUAUUGAGGAGCGGAAACCCGUUAUCCGCUCGCGCUCGAAGCCACCUCCCGUUCCGAGGGGCCCGCCACAACUUCACCGAUAUCAAUCCGGCUAA
Molecule: messenger RNA, 1788 nt
Organism: Phytophthora nicotianae INRA-310
Lineage: Eukaryota; Oomycota; Peronosporomycetes; Peronosporales; Peronosporaceae
Exons: 1
Coding region: 1-1788 (595 amino acids)
Source: RefSeq, a predicted model, not a curated record